Molecule: messenger RNA, 846 nt
Organism: Parasteatoda tepidariorum (common house spider)
Lineage: Eukaryota; Metazoa; Arthropoda; Arachnida; Araneae; Theridiidae
Product: ribonuclease Oy
Biological process (GO): RNA catabolic process
Cellular component (GO): extracellular region
Molecular function (GO): RNA binding; ribonuclease T2 activity
Source: RefSeq, a predicted model, not a curated record
ACAACCUUUACGCUAUUGUCUAAAAAAAAAGCAAAUGAGGUUAAGAGUUCUAAAAUAAAGCUUCGGCAAAUUUUAAAAGCUUCCUUUAAGUAAUUUUUAUUGAUUUAAAAAAUUGUUCACAGCAAUGAUCUUCAAAUUUUUGACGAUAUUGCCGAUAAUAUGGUUACAGCUUCUGGUAGAAUAUGAUGCAUUCACAUAUUAUGCAUUUAGGCAAGAAUGGAUACCAGGUUCCUGCUCAGGAGCUUCCUGUUCGCCUGUUCCUGAGAAUGUGACAUCUUGGACAUUACACGGAUUGUGGCCAUCAGGCAAAGAUAGAAAUCCAUUUUAUUGCAAACGCUCAGCUACUUUCAAGAAGGAACCAAUCGAACCUCUUUUACCCGAACUUAAGACAAAAUGGCCAAGUACUAACCCUAAAAAUCCAAACACUGAUUUCUGGAAGCACGAGUGGCUGAAGCAUGGUACCUGCGCUACAAGUUUUGAUUCAGAAUACAAAUACUUCAAAAAUGCUCUUGAACUGCACGAUAAAUAUGACAUAUUCAAAUUUCUUAAGACUUCUGGAAUAACACCAAAAGAGAACGAACUUUAUAAGUUACAAGAUUUCUCUCAGGCUAUUAAGAAAAGUAUAAAUAACAAAACCAUAAACCUCUUUUGCAAAAACAUAAAGAAUUAUAACCACCAGCUGAUUAUAUCUCUCAAUAUAUGCCUGGAUAAGAAUUUUGAGCCUAUUGAUUGUCCAAAUAAGAAAGGAUGUCGGUUUUCAGAUUUACUUUAUUUGCCUUUUAAGUAACUUAAUAAUUGUACUUUUAUAUUCUCUUUAUACUUAUAUGGAUAAAAAAUGGAUAAAUA